AUGCAUUCGUCGACAUUUUUUCGUGAUAGUUUGAAGUCUUCACCAUUUGUCUCGUUGAUGAGCAAACGUACAUUUGAUGAACCAAAAUCACCACCAAGUCCUCUAUCACCAGGACAACAAAAACGUGUUCGUUUUCUUGUUGAUAGUAAUAAUGAUCAAUCAAUUGAUGAUCAUCAAUCAUCGAUUUUAUUUCGACAAGGAGGAAUAGGAACACGUGCUGGUAAUAUCAGUGCAUUUGAUGAAAUGGAAAAUACUCGGCGAAUAACAUCGAACUUUCUCUUCAAUAAUACUAGUAAUUCUUAUGAUUUUGGAGUAAUGACACAAACUGGUAUUGAUCAACCAAUGGAUAGUGCUGAUAGUUCAAAUAAUAAUUUUACUUUUAUUCAAACAACUCAACGAACAAAUCAUGCUAAUGAGAGUGGAAAUGAUGGAACUUGGUUGACAGUAUUUGGUUUUCGUACGAGUGCUGAUGCUCGAACUUUGAUAGAUGAAUUUAGUCAAUUUGGUGUUAUAGAAAAAUUUGUGACUGUCGAUGAAUCGAAUAUAUUCCAUGUUAAAUUUGAAACUCGUCUUCAAGCUCAACGUGCUCUGAAAAAACAUGGUCAUAUUUUUGGUCAAAUAAUGAUUGGUGUACGAUAUUGUACUGAUAAAGAUGUUAUUGGACUCAAGCCACAAAGUAAUACUAAUAUUUAUCUAGAAAAUCCAUUUCUUAUACGACAUCGACAUCGUUUAGGCACUUUGUCGUCAGCACCACUAACAGUUCAAAAUUAA
Molecule: messenger RNA, 771 nt
Organism: Adineta steineri
Lineage: Eukaryota; Metazoa; Rotifera; Eurotatoria; Adinetida; Adinetidae
Source: the annotation of a GenBank genome assembly